AAAAGCUCGUUUUGAACUAGACAUUACAAUCUCUCCUCUCUUUUUUUGUUUUUUGCGCGGAGAAAGCAUCGAUUGCAAGAUCAAAAACCCGAGAGAGGCAACGGCAAAGAGACAGACCAAUUCAGACCAAUUCUUCACAAGAAAUGUUUGGUGUUGUCAAGAAGCUCGUUAGUGGGAUUUUAAUCACUCCCAAGCUCAGAGAAGCUGUGGAAUCUGAACAGCCGAAGCAACCGGCCUCCAGUGCAUCCACAGAACAAAUGGAUGACCACCACCACCACCAACAACAACAACAGCCUGAGGACCACCAGGUUGACAAGUUACAGCGAGAACCAUCCAAGGGCAAAAAGGAAGCCGAAGAUAAGCCGGAGCGACCCAAGUCCGAGUGGGUCGUCUCCAUCAAAGAGCUCGAGCAACUCUGCCGGGAAGACGUGGAGAGCCCGGGGCCGACCCCCUCCAUUUGUCGGAUCCCGCACUAUCUCAAGGACGGCGAGGACAAUGCCUGGGUCCCCCAGAUCGUCUCCCUGGGGCCGUACCACCACGGUAAGAAGCACCUCCGCCAUAUGGAGCAGCACAAGGUGCGCUGCCUCCACCGCAUCCUCUGGCGGGCCCGUCACGAGAAAAAAAUCUUUCUAGACUCGGUGAGGGAGGUCGAAGGGAGAGCUCGCACCUGCUACGAGGGGGAGAUACCCAUGAGCAGCGAGGAGUUCGUGGAGAUGAUGGUUCUAGAUGGUUGCUUUGUGAUCGAGCUAUUCCUGGGAUUCAUCUUCGGGUUCGAAAAACUAGGCCACCCUCGCAAUGACUCCGUCUUCUCAGUGCGGAGAUCGAUGCACAAGAUCCAGGGGGACAUGAUCAUGCUCGAGAAUCAGAUCCCGCUCUUCAUGCUCGACCGGCUUCUCGGCCUUCAGCUCGGCGAUCCCAACCAGAAGGGGCUCGCGGCCAAGCUGGCGCUCCGGUUCUUCAAACCUCGCCAGCCGACAGACGAUCCCCAAACCCUGCUUAGCGGGAACGGAAUGGAGUUCGACCAGUUAUCCGACCAGUGCGAGCUCCAUUGCCUCGAAGUGCUCCGGUGGAGCCUCCUCCACUCAGGCCCGAAGCGGGUGGAGAACCAGGGGCCAUCGCAGAGGCGGCAACAGCUCAUCCACUGCGCGAUGGAGCUCUGGGAAGCUGGGAUUGAGUUCAAAAAGAGGAAGACGGACAAGUUCUGGGACAUCCAGUUCAAGAACGGGAUCCUCUAUAUCCCCCAGCUUGUUAUCCACGAUGGGACGAGGUCGCUCUUCCUCAACUUGAUAGCCUUCGAGCAGUGUCACUUCGAUUGCAGCAACCACAUCACCGCGUACGUAAUCUUCAUGGACAACCUGAUCAACUCCCCCGAGGACGUCGGGCGCCUCCACUCCUGCGGGAUCAUCGAGCACUGGCUUGGGAGCAACGCCGAGGUCGCUAACCUCUUCAACCGGCUUUGCCAGGAGGUGGCCUUCGACAUCAAAGACAGCUAUCUCUACGGACUGUCUGUGGAGGUGAACGAAUACUACAGCAACAAGUGGAAUGGUUGGAUAGCCAGUCUCAAGCACAAGUACUUCAGCAAUCCCUGGUCAAUCAUUUCCGUCAUUGCUGCUUCCAUUUUGCUGGUGCUUACUUUCACACAGACCUUCUAUGGAGUCUAUGCCUACUACAGGCCUGCUUCUUAAUUUCUUCUAUAGUAGAAAUCAUCUGAUGAGCGAUUUAGGAGUGAUAAAAUUCUGGUGAAAAUCUGGGAAUUAGGAUUAUGGCGAAUUGACUAUUAGCAGCCUAUUCGCAGAUGAAUGCUCACGAUGUGAGGGUCUCAUCUCCUAUUAAAAAGAAAAAAAAGUGUGGUGGUCAAACUCAGACCGCAUGAAGUAUAUUUGUCGCGCAAUUUUGAUUUCAGUAUGGCAAUAUAUUUCCCGAAAA
Messenger RNA from Syzygium oleosum, 1926 nucleotides. RefSeq names its product UPF0481 protein At3g47200-like. The coding region runs from base 144 to 1685 and encodes 513 amino acids. Lineage: Eukaryota; Viridiplantae; Streptophyta; Magnoliopsida; Myrtales; Myrtaceae. The transcript has a single exon. The record is from RefSeq and is a predicted model, not a curated record.